Leptomonas pyrrhocoris is the source of this 2509-nucleotide messenger RNA. RefSeq lists its product as hypothetical. The transcript has a single exon. Bases 161 to 2509 code for a protein of 782 amino acids. Lineage: Eukaryota; Euglenozoa; Kinetoplastea; Trypanosomatida; Trypanosomatidae. The record is from RefSeq and is a predicted model, not a curated record.
AGCUCUGCCUGCAACGCCAAAAAUCGUCUUCCAUCGUUCACUCUUAUCAUCACGUAAGAUUUUCCUAAAGGACGCAACGCAUACACGCGCAUCGUGUGGAUUUCCGCUUCCACCGCCACCACAAGAACAACAACAGCAAAGAGGAAAUACAAGUUGCAGAAUGAGCUCUGCGGACGAGACGGCGGCUGCGGUGGAUGUCCCGAAGGACCAGGCCGAGGAGCCGCUGUUGGAAACUUCGAUAGCGCCUCCCCCUGCGCCUGAGCAAGUGACAGGAGAAGAAACACCUGCAGAGCCAGAAGCACCAGCGGAGCCAGAGGCACCAGCGGAGCCAGAGGCACCAGCGGAGCCAGAGGCACCAGCGGAACCGGAGGCACCAGAGGCACCAGCGGAACCAGAGGCACCAGCGGAGCCAGAGGCACCAGCGGAGCCAGAGGCACCAGCGGAGCCAGAGGCACCAGCGGAACCGGAGGCACCAGCGGAACCAGAGGCACCAGAGGCACCAGCGGAACCAGAGGCACCAGAGGCACCAGCGGAACCGGAGGCACCAGCGGAACCAGAGGCACCAAUAGCAGAACCAGGAGCAGAAACAGAAGCAGUGGUGGUGGCUGCAACACCAGAAGUGGAGAGCGCUGCCAAACAAGAGACGGACACUUUGCCCGUUCCCGGCAGCCCCCCGCACGACGCAGCAGACACCCCCGCCGCAGCCGCGACGGAGACACCUACGCCGUCGGCCGAGAAUCCCGCCGUUGCGGCGGUUACUUCUGCGGCGGACAGCGGCAAAAAGGUUCUUUUCACUCCCGCCACGGCUUCCUCGGCCAAGUCAGCCCAUUCACACGCUUCGCCGCGGUCCGCGCUGUCGGCCUCACCCCCGCGUGUUGACCUGGCGGUCUCCUCUGCGGCGACGAAUGCGGCUUCUCCUCCACAGGCGACCUACACAGACGCGACAGGCGCGUACAUACACGCGGAAACGGUGCGCAUUGCCGCAGCCGCAGCCGCGCUGACGCCCAACACCGUCCUCGGCGUCUUCCGGCGUGGCGGAGACAACAGCCACACGAAUCGCAUGGAGGUCGGCUCCUACUCUCGCUACCUGCUCUCCACCGAUCACAUGCCAUCUGACGUGUUGAACGAAACGUUCUACGGCGAGCAGCCGACCCUGGGCACUGUGCCGCGCAACACGGUUCGGCCCCUCAACGGGGUAAAAGGGGAAGAGGACGCGGAUGGUGCGGUGCAGCAGCAGCAGCAGCGGCAGACUCGAUACGGCGGGUCCCAAAGAAAUACGUACCACUCCUCCUCCUACUCCUCGUCGGUGCCCGCCGGCGCACAGACGAGUGCGACGUGGAACAGCACCGCCGGCAGUGGGACGCUAAAGCGCGAGCUGGAGAUGCUCGACGCUGCGACCUUUGCCGGUCUCGACGAGGUGCGCGUGCAGCGUCGGCGCGAUCCCCGCAAAGGCAAACCCGCUCAGCCGGAGAUGGACCAUGUGUACUACAACCACAAGAGCAAGGGCUUCUACGUCCCACACGACCCCAGCCCGGACACCACGAUGCUGCAGUACAAUCACAUGUACAACUUCGGCGAUGGCACGCGCUUUGCGCCGCUGCUAACAACGUCCUCCUCCUCCGCAUCUGGAACACAGCAGCAGCAGCAGCGGCUGCUGGAGAAAGGCAGCAGCGGUGGGUUUCGCCGCAACCCACAUGCGCUCCCCCCGCGCACCUUCGAAGAGACACGCGGCUGCGCCUUUCCGCUGACAGCGUCCCAGCGGCAGAACUACUCGAACUCCGCACGAAGUAGCUCAGGAAAGCGACUGAACAUAAGCGGCACCACCGCCACAACGAUGACGAUAUCGCAGGCAGACAGUGCAAAGCUGCAGCAGCAGCAGCAGCAGCAUCGUCGACAGCGGGCUGACGUUCAGUACGGCUCCAGCUCACUGCGCACCGCAAAGGCGAUUGAUUUGACGCGGCUGCACAGCACCCAGGGCCCGCGACCGCGCACGAUUGAGGAAAUCCUCGUCGAUCAGCAGCAGAAUUAUCUGUACAACGGCGGCGGCGGCGCACCGCAUCCGCUGGUGCACAACAUUAAGCAAGACGUGGACAACGGCAAGUUGGGGUGGGACGAGGUGCCGGCGUCGUUGCAGACGGCGCUGACCGCCGCGCCCCACAACGCCGACGGGUCGUUGCCGGACAAGAAGCAUCAGCAGCUCUACGCGCGGACGGCUUCAGCUGGGCAGCUACAACAGCAGGGCACCGCCUCGCUCUCGCAGCCGGCGAACGGGCUUGUCGACGUCAUGGGCCAUCUUCGGCCGGUUCCCGCGAUCGCAGCGGCGACGGCAACGCGGAGCACGAGCGGUGCAUCUCCCACGAUGGAAGCCGCCGCCGCUAAAGCUGCAACAACAACGGAUGCGACGUGCUCUGCUUCCACGCAGGAGCGGGGCGGAAAGUCUGCAAAGGGCGAAGCAGCCGCACCACCGUCGUCGCUACCGGCCAUCUCUCGCUUAAACUAUGCAAAGUAG